Molecule: messenger RNA, 1353 nt
Organism: Gossypium raimondii (Peruvian cotton)
Lineage: Eukaryota; Viridiplantae; Streptophyta; Magnoliopsida; Malvales; Malvaceae
Product: outer envelope pore protein 37, chloroplastic
Exons: 6
Coding region: 190-1224 (344 amino acids)
Biological process (GO): monoatomic cation transport
Cellular component (GO): chloroplast outer membrane
Molecular function (GO): monoatomic ion channel activity
Source: RefSeq, a predicted model, not a curated record
CAAUGGCCCCAUUUCCACAAAUAACAAUGGCUUCCUUUUUUUUUUCUUUCAAACAAAGCAAAAGCGUAUAGCUUCAAUGGAUAACUCCUCGGGACUCUGUUAAAACUGCUGUAAUCAAAGAGACCAAAGCUUCAAACUUUUAAAGCCCUUUGAAGACAAACACAUUUUGCUUUGAUUUACCGACCAGCGAUGUUGGAGCCAUCUUCUCAAAAACCCAAUUUCUUAAUCCCACAGGUGUCGCCAACUCCGGCGGCUCCACCGCCACCAAUGGCACAACCACCUCCAUCACCACCGCCACCUUCUCUAGUACGCACCUACUCCGGCAAGUUACUGUCUCUUCUAUCCGAAAGACCUUCCCUUAGGGCGACUUCGGAGUUCGACAGUGACAGCCGUGUGUUCUUUCACAAGGUGUCGUGUAAGCUGUUCGACAACCUGGCCAGUCUCAAAUUGUCGUUCAUCAACGAUAGCAAACGCGAGAUCUCGGAACCGCAGUUGAUGUUAACGUCAAAGUACUUGUCUAUCCAUUACGAUCCUGAUGAACAAAAUGCUCUCAUUAGGACCUCUUUUGAUGUGGGUCCUAUGUUGAAUUUCAAUGUUGCCCAUGAUCUCAAGGCACAACAAGGUGAGGUGUCUAUGUAUGCAAGCCUUCCCAGUCCCGGCUUUGGUGUCCAAGUAUCAUCUUCUUUUCCAUAUUCUGGUUUGCCUAGAGCAACGAUUAGAUUCCCGAUGGGUGAAGUUACAUUGGAGGAGAGAGAGGAGGCGGAUGUACUGAGAACAUUGUCGGUAAAGGGAAUUCUUAGAGGUCAAAUUUUAAACGGGGUCUGUUCCGCUCAUUACGUUGAUGAAGAACUGAAAUUAAGAUACAUAUAUAAGGAUCAAGCAAUGUCGUUUAUCCCUAGCAUUUCGAUACCGUCGAAUGCUGUAUCAUUUGCAUUCAAGCGACGUCUCAGUCCAUCUGAUAAAUUGAGCUACUGGUACAAGCUUUAUUCGAACAAUUGGAGUGCUGUGUACAAGCACACAUACAAGAAAAGCUUCAAGCUCAAAGCUGGAUAUGAUUCAGAAGUCCGUCUCGGUUGGGCUUCUAUAUGGGUUGGAGACAAAAACGGCAGGGCAAGGACAGCCCCGAUGAAGAUGAAAGUCCAGUUUAUGUUACAGGUACCGCAGGAUGACAUUAAGUCAUCGACGCUAAUGUUCCGAGUUAAAAAGAGAUGGGAUAUAUUGUAGUGUAGUCCCGUGCCUGCGACAUCCUCGUCUCGUUUCUCUCUUUAUAUUUGCAUAGUUUCUUUUGACCUUUUACGACGCUUCGUAAUGAUGCUAACUGUUAUAUAAUCACAUCAUUAUAUAUUUUGAUCA